GGCUGGCGCUCCACGUGAUGGCGCGUGGGCUGGGUGGCUGGCGGAAGUGCUCGUGCUGGACGCGGCGCGAGCGGAGCCUGUAGCCAGGGAUCGAGCCGGCGGCGCGAGCGGAGCCUGUAGCCAGGGAUCGAGCCGGCGGCAGCGCGCGAUGGCCUAUCAAUACCGGCCGCCGCAGCACAACGGCGGCUGCGACCAGGCCUUCCUCUGGGGCGUCUUCCAGAGGGUCGAUAAGGAUCGAAGUGGGGUUAUAUCUGAAAGUGAGCUCCAACAAGCUUUAUCCAAUGGGACGUGGACGCCUUUCAAUCCGAAGACCGUUCGGGCCAUCGUAGGAAUGUUUGACCGGAAUAAUAGAGGAGGAGUGGAUUUCAAUGAAUUUGUGGGUCUUUGGAAGUAUAUAAAUGACUGGCAGAACAUUUUUCGAACUUAUGACAGAGAUAAUUCCAAUUUCAUUGACAAGAAUGAAUUGAAACAGGCUUUAACAAGUUUUGGGUAUCGUCUGUCAGAUCAAUUCUACAAUGUUCUUCUAAGCAAAUUUGACCGACAAGGAAGAGGGCAGGUAGCCUUUGAUGAUUUUAUUCAGUGCUGCAUUGUCUUGCAGAGGCUGACUGAUGUAUUCAGACGAUUUGAUACUGACCAGGAUGGCUGGAUACAAGUUUCAUAUGAGCAGUACCUCACAAUGGUCUUAAGUGUAGUAUAAAUUUUUGCUACUUUAUAAUCCUUUGCCUUUGUAAUGUUCAUAGUCUAUCAUUAGACCAUUCAUUUAACUGAAAUUAUCAUAAAACACAAUUUAAACCUAGUUUAGAACAGAUAAACGCUCAAGUAAAAUUUAAAGAAUGCAUAUCUGCAUAAGAUUGACAAAUUGCACUUACUUUGUAAAAUGGAAACAUUUGACUACUGUACACUUUUAAUGUCAUUAGCAUGCAGCUGUGCCAUCCUGUCUUCUAUUGCAAUCAGUUUUGAUAACUAGAUAUACAGCAGCUACCUAUGGCAAAAAAUAGCUGUAUAAAACAUAUUAUGCAUGGUGCCUUAUUUCUCAGGUACAUAACACAAUUCUAUAAACUUUUCUGCUAUUCAGACUAAUUGAGAAAAAUUUGUGAUGCAGACUAUCCUUGGCAAGUUUCUUGGUAAACUUAACUCUAAAUGCUUAAUAUACUUUAACAUUUUAGAAUUGGUUCUAGAACUUGUUAUGGUUUAAUAUUAAUGGGAAUCAAUUAUGUUAGAAAUGUGCAAGCCAAUAAGCUGUUCUUUAAUGGAAUUUGCUCUUAUGUGCUAUGUAUAAAUAGAAUGUGCCAGAUGUUCAUUUACUGUAAUAGCCUAUUGUAAUUCAAACUUGAAAAUAAAUAUCUUUUCAGUACAUCUUGAA
Molecule: messenger RNA, 1363 nt
Organism: Pristis pectinata (smalltooth sawfish)
Lineage: Eukaryota; Metazoa; Chordata; Chondrichthyes; Rhinopristiformes; Pristidae
Gene: pdcd6
Product: programmed cell death 6
Molecular function (GO): calcium ion binding
Source: RefSeq, a predicted model, not a curated record